GGUGAACAGUGUCUGGUUUAUACAGCGUGUAAGAACCGGAAACAGGUCAAAAGACGGAAAAAAAAAGAAGAAGAAAGAAAACCCCUAAAACCCCUUUCUCAAACUUUCAAAAUCAAAACUCACACUGCUAAAACCCUCACUCUCUUUAAGAGGAAGCGAGGGUCAAGUCAAAUUCGAAAAUCAUCAAAGCUAAUUCAAAGAUGCAGGUUGUAAGAGGACGGAUAUUCUGCUCCAAGUACUCCGCUGCUCCUGCAACAUGGGUUGGUGUGCGGCGUGGAAGAUCAUUUGUUGCUUCUCUCCCUUCUCCUUCUGACUCUCCCAAGCGAAAAAGAGUCUCAAAGGAUGAACGUCGAGAUUUGAUCGAAUCUUUUGUUAACAGGUAUAAAUCAGUGAAUGCUGGGAAAUUCCCAUCUGUAACUGCAGCUCAAAAAGAAGUGGGUGGCUCUUAUUAUGUUGUUAGGAAGGUUCUUCAAGAGUUGGAAUAUAAAUCUAAAAUAUGCUCCUCAAACAGCAGUUAUGAAAAUUUAUCAGCAAAAGCUGCCAAUAAAGGGGAUAAAUCAUUUUCUAUAGUUGAAGUGGUCUCAACUGUAGUCCAAGAUGACACUUGUGCAAGAGCUAUGGAUGAUGUAAAGAUGCAUGACACAAAUGACAAGCAACUGGAGGCUGACAGAGGUAGUUGUCAUGAUUUUGUUUUGGAAGAAAAUAGUGUGCUGAAAGUUGAUGCUAAGGGCCUUGAGAAACAAGAAGAUGAUAAAGUAGGGGGUCUUGAGAUAGAUGAUUCUGACAAUUUUCUAAUAUUUCCGGACAAACAAAAAAUUGUCGAAGCUAUUGAUCAAGAUCUUGAAUCAGACAAGCUGUUUAAAACUGAAUCUCAAGGUGUUCAAUCUGAGUUUGUUGUAGUCAAAGAUGAUCUACCAAAAGAAGAAACUCAGAUUGGAAAUGAAGAGGGUGAUAAAAGGGAACAGGCUAUGUCAAAGGAGUCACUAGAUUCUGGGAGUCCAGAGCCCAAGGCUGAGCACCACCCAAAAAUCCUAGAAAAGGAAAAAUAUAAGCACCACCCAGAAUUCCUAGAAGAGGAAAAAUAUGCAAGGAACCCCUCUAGUGAGCAGACUGAAAAUGCAGAAGGUUCGAAGAAGUCAACUCUGUGGGGGAACCUUAAGUCAUUUGCUGGUGGUAUUAUUAAUAUAUGGAGAAAGCUGUGAAUCUUUGUUGGCAUCAGUGGGAGAAAUCUGUAAAUUUUAUGUUGGUGUCAUUCAAACAUUUUGUGAACUGAAUGGUUUUUUUGGGAAAAUAAUGGAAAUAUACAAGAUCAACCAUGGAUUAUUUAUUUA
Messenger RNA from Gossypium raimondii (Peruvian cotton), 1331 nucleotides. RefSeq lists its product as uncharacterized. The transcript has 6 exons. Lineage: Eukaryota; Viridiplantae; Streptophyta; Magnoliopsida; Malvales; Malvaceae. The record is from RefSeq and is a predicted model, not a curated record. Bases 201 to 1202 code for a protein of 333 amino acids.